AUGCCAAAGCAUAUGAAGCUUACAUCGCAUCAGCGCGAGGCCCGGCUGCUGCACACAUACCACCUGGCCGUCCGCCACAAGGUGGUUACGCUCGACUACAAUCCCAAGCCACAGCCGAAGAAACCGAGCACUGAUUCCUCUACCACUCAGCCGAAGGGCACGCGCCAGAGUGCGCGAAUCGCGACCCGCAGCACGGCUGCCGGAUCCAAUACCUCUUCGGCCAGAGACGAGGCUGGGCCCCCCUCACCCACGGCUUCCGACGAGGGCAGGGACAACUCGGCACGCUCGUCUCCGCUCUCGGACGAGGAUGGCAACGUCGCACCUCUCUCUCCCAUGUCCCUUGGCGAGCUCGAAGCUACUUCCCCUCGUCGUAACGCGCCCGAGCCCGAAGCUACAUCGCCUCGUCGUGCCUCGCCUGAAGACGACGCUGGACUCAUGUCGGUACGCUCGUCUCCGCUCUCGGACGAGGAUGGCAACGUCUCACCUCCCUUGCCUCUGUUCCCGAGAGAGGCCGAGCCCGCUGCACACCGCGGUGCUUCGCCGUCGGGCGAGGCGGACGGCGCCGGAACUACCGCACCUCUCCCGAUGUCGUCGACAGACACGGCCGGGGUCUCGCCGUCAGAACCAAACCACGCUCAGGCCUCCGUCGUUGGAGCGCCCCCUCCGCCGACACCCGCGGCAGACAAGCCGACGGCCGUGGAAGAGGUGCACAAUCUGGUCGACGACGAAGACCGCACCAUGUACAAGGACGGGACUCCGAACAUCGUUUUUAGAAGGAAUCUCACCCUCCUGAAUCGAGAAGGAGAUGUUCUGCUGCAGCGCUUCAGACCGCCGUCGUACAGGGCGCACAAGAAGAUGGAAGCCGAGGCGGCGAAAGGCCGAGCCCUCUACGACCGGGUCGUCAAGUACGCCAGGUGCGACCAUCUCGUCCCGAGCAGCAGGACAGCCUCCUCGUUCCCGCACUACCACUUCGGCAUCUGGAACGGUCAGGGCCAAAGGGAUCUCGUCAAAACGGCCGAGACGUUACAGAGGGGCAACAAGGAAGGGCAGAUGGCCGUCAUGGCUUUCCUCGCGUGGCUUCGCAACUACCUCACGUGGUACGUUCAGUAUCUGGUCGACGCCAAGCCAUCCGACCCUGCAAUCGGGAGCGACGGUGAAUGCGAGAUCGAUGGGCUUCAUCCGACGUAUGUGCAAGCUUACAAGGACCGCGAGGAGCUCUACAAGUGGCUGAAGAGCGAGAUCCUGGACGCCGAUUUCUUGUGCCACCCGCUCUACUCGACCUGCUCGCCCUUCCACGGCUUCUCUGAAUCGGCUCACAAGGAUGUGUCCGACCUUCCCGCCACCAUCCUGCUCAACUUCGGCUCCCAGGCGCUGCUCGAGCUCCCCGACUACGACGCCAGCGUGCUCCUCGAACCGGUCGACACCGUCUUCUUUGACGCUCGCACAGUCCGGCACUCGACGCGCCCGCUUCCCAUCAACGUCAACAACGGCGUCGACGAGGCAGAGAGGUGGGCCAUUUCGUGCUUCUAUCGAUCCGUUGUCAACGACCGCAGGGAGAACGGCACGUUCCAGACCGGCGAUCUGCGCACCAUGGCCGCCUGGCACGCCGAGGCCUACCGAACCCCCAAGAAGCGCAAGACCGGGUCGUCCAAUCGAUCGACCGCCGCGCGACGCAGCUAG
Molecule: messenger RNA, 1680 nt
Organism: Pseudozyma flocculosa PF-1
Lineage: Eukaryota; Fungi; Basidiomycota; Ustilaginomycetes; Ustilaginales; Ustilaginaceae
Exons: 1
Coding region: 1-1680 (559 amino acids)
Source: RefSeq, a predicted model, not a curated record